UUUUACAGCAAUCUCAUGAAACUACAAUUCGUUAUCAGCAAUCUAUAUUGUGCCAUACACUAUUGUGCCGUGAUACUGGUUGGUGUCUCGAUCUAUUUGCUCCUUCUGGAAGAUGCAAUGGCAGGUCGUUUGAUUAUCGUGCUGGCCAUUGUCAGCUUCUUGUUGGAAUGCUACUGGUGGUGUAGCAUCGCCGAGUCAUUUCAAAGCGUGAAUACAGCACUGGAAGAGCACAUUCUGGACCUCAUGGUAAUGAUUCCCUACGAGGCCGACCAUCACAAUGACUACAUCCAACUCCGCACGACGCUGAUGAUCUUCAAGAUUAAUAUCCGAAACAGUGCCCGUUUUAACUGUGCAGGAAUUUUUCAACUUUCACGGGAAUCGUUCGUACAGAUUGUUCAACGAUCGUAUGCGCUUUUCACUUUCCUGCUGAAUGUUGGCUUUUCAAAGUCGAUACAAUUUUAA
Messenger RNA from Aedes albopictus (Asian tiger mosquito), 462 nucleotides. RefSeq lists its product as uncharacterized. The record is from RefSeq and is a predicted model, not a curated record. Bases 16 to 462 code for a protein of 148 amino acids. The transcript is spliced from 2 exons. NCBI's taxonomy places the organism in Eukaryota, Metazoa, Arthropoda, Insecta, Diptera, Culicidae.